AGCACAGCUAGGAAAGAGGCAGAGCAGCAGCAGCUGGUAUUCGGGUGAUUAAGUAGUUCUCAUUGCCUCUUUGCUGUUCGGUGACUGCUCCCUGGUGUAAUUCCUAUGUCCGAAAAGGAAGCUGCAUUUUAACGGUGUGCUGAACAGAGGUUUGAAUCGUUCCAGCUGGCUGCUUAUUCCGAAAAGGACUGUGUGUGUAUAAAUAAAAUGUGACUGUUCCAAAGGAAUCCAGCGGACAGGGAGCAGAGCAGAAGGAGUGCUCCCGGGAUACUAUUCAAGCAGUGGGUAUGAUAUUUGCAACAAAAAAGGGACAACUCCUGCCUUGCCGGGAACUGGAUGAAGACAUCUCAACACCAGACUCUCCUUUCCCCUCAUGGACCGUUACUUGAAAAUAAAUUCUCUUUGGAUAAUGUUAAUUGUCUCCUCCAUUGAUUAUUGGCAACUGGCGCAUUCAGAGAAGACGGCUUCCAAUAUAGAUUUCCGACUCUUUGGACUUCCAGCUCUCAGAGUUUCAUAGUUUUGAACACCCCCCUUAUAAAUGCAUUGCAAUGGUCACAUGAACAUUUGGAGAGUGGUUCUGACACCAUCACUUGGUCUGUUUAUAAUGGCACUUUAGAAGGAAGAAGCCAAUUGUUAUUGUGUGUUUUUAGUAACUAAAUGAACAAACAUAAAGUGCUGCAAAAAACAUGAAUCUUAUUGUGAAGCUUCGUAGAAGUUUUCGAACACUGGUCGUUCUCUUAGCCACCUUCUGCUUAGCGAGCAUAGUCAUUUCUGCUUAUUACUUGUAUACAGGUCACAAGCAGGAAAUAGCCCUCAUUGAUACCACAGGAGGGGCAGAGUGUGAGGAUCUUAAACUCUUGCCAUACAGGUCAAUGGAGCUUAAAACGGUGAAGCCCAUCGAUCCAUCGAGGACUGACCCGACUGUGCUGCUCUUUGUGGAAAGCCAGUACUCUCAGCUCGGCCAAGACAUCAUAGCCAUUCUGGAGUCAAGUCGGUUUCAGUUUCAGAUGGUGAUUGCAUCAGGAAAAGGGGACCUUCCUCCACUGGCAGACAAUGGCAAAGGGAAAUACAUCCUUGUAAUCUAUGAAAAUAUUUUGAAGUACACCACCAUGGAUUCAUGGAAUAGAGAACUCCUGGAAAAAUACUGUGUGGAAUACAGUGUUAGCAUAAUUGGUUUUCAUAAAGCCAAUGAGAACAGCUUGUCGAGCACUAAACUCAAAGGAUUUCCAUUACAUCUCUACAAUAAUGCAGCUCUGCAAAACUGCUUAGUAAACCCCCAGUCUCCUCUGCUUCACAUUACCAAAGCCCCAAGGGUUGAGAAAGGCCCAUUACCUGGUGAGGACUGGACCAUUUUCCAAUAUAAUCACUCCACUUAUCAACCAGUGCUUUUAACAGAAUUCCAAGCUUCCAAACCAUUCCCAGUAACGCUGCCUAAGGCUUCUCUCUAUGCCACAGUGAUUCAGGACCUGGGACUUCAUGAUGGGAUUCAAAGAGUUCUUUUUGGAAACAAUUUGAACUUUUGGCUGCACAAACUCAUUUUUAUAGAUGCCAUCUCCUUCCUGUCAGGGAAGAGGCUUACAUUGUCCUUGGAUAGAUACAUUCUUGUCGACAUCGAUGACAUCUUUGUUGGGAAGGAAGGGACAAGGAUGAAUGUUAAAGAUGUGAAGGCCUUACUAGAGACUCAAACUUUACUACGCACUCAGGUUGCAAAUUUUACCUUCAACCUUGGAUUUUCAGGAAAGUUUUACCACACAGGAACCAUUGAAGAAGAUGAAGGUGAUGAUCUCUUGUUGAGUUCUGUGGAUGAGUUCUGGUGGUUUCCUCACAUGUGGAGCCACAUGCAGCCUCAUCUCUUCCACAACGAAUCAUCCCUGGUAGAACAGAUGAUCCUCAACAAGGAAUUUGCACUAGAACAUGGUAUUCCAACUGACAUGGGCUAUGCAGUGGCUCCACACCAUUCUGGCGUCUACCCUGUUCAUAUUCAGCUUUAUGAAGCCUGGAAGAAAGUCUGGGGUAUUAAAGUCACCAGCACUGAAGAGUACCCUCAUCUGAAACCUGCACGGUACAGGCGGGGCUUCAUCCACAAUGGCAUCAUGGUGCUCCCUCGGCAGACGUGUGGACUUUUCACCCACACAAUUUUCUACAAAGAAUAUCCUGGAGGCCCUCAAGAACUAGACAAAAGUAUACGAGGAGGUGAACUGUUUCUUACCAUCCUUCUCAACCCCAUUAGUAUCUUCAUGACUCAUUUGUCUAACUACGGGAAUGACCGUUUGGGUUUGUACACGUUUGUCAAUCUGGCCAGCUUUGUUCAGAGCUGGACAAACCUGAAGCUGCAGACCCUGCGUCCCAUUCAGCUGGCUCACAAGUAUUUCGAGCUCUUCCCUGAGCAGAAAGACCCACUCUGGCAGAAUCCAUGUGAUGACAGACGACAUCGGGAUAUCUGGUCCAGGGAUAAAACGUGUGACCACCUACCAAAAUUUCUUGUGAUCGGACCUCAGAAAACAGGAACAACAGCGCUUUAUUUAUUUCUCCUUAUGCAUCCUUCCAUCAUUAGUAAUCUCCCUAGUCCCAAAACCUUUGAAGAGGUUCAGUUCUUUAAUGGCAACAACUAUCACAAGGGAAUUGACUGGUAUAUGAAUUUUUUCCCUACUCCUUCCAACCUCACCACUGAUGUCGUGUUUGAGAAAAGUGCCAACUACUUCCAUUCAGAAGACGCUCCCAGGCGUGCGUUCUCCUUGAUGCCCAAGGCAAAAAUCAUCACCAUUCUCAUUGAUCCAUCAGACCGGGCAUAUUCCUGGUAUCAGCACCAGCGUUCUCAUGAGGACUCAGCUGCCCUAAAAUUCAAUUUCUAUGAAGUGAUUACUUCAGAUGACUGGGCACCCAGUGACCUGAAGGCUCUACAGAAAAGAUGUUUGACCCCUGGCUGGUAUGCUAUCCACAUAGAAAGGUGGCUAACACACUUCCCCACUUCACAGUUGCUAAUAAUUGAUGGACAGCAGCUAAGAAGUGACCCAGCAACCGUAAUGGAUGAAGUUCAAAAGUUUUUGGGAGUUUCUCCUCAUUAUAAUUAUUCAGAAGCCCUAACGUUUGACCCUCAGAAAGGGUUUUGGUGUCAACUACUAGAAGGAGGAAAGACAAAAUGCCUGGGGAAAAGUAAAGGCCGAAAAUACCCACCAAUGGAUCAAGAGUCUAGGGCAUUCCUUUCAAACUACUACAGAGAUCACAAUGUGGAACUAUCCAAACUGCUGCACAGACUGGGACAACCAUUGCCAUCGUGGCUAAGACAAGAACUUCAGAAAGUGAGAUAGCAAAGAGACACCAAAGCGCCGAUGCCCUGCUUUUUUCACUCUCCACGUUCCCAGUUCACGUCCGAUUAUUAGUGAAGGAUCUCAUGAAUAAUUCUUUCUCAAGAGCAAAAUUUUAAAACACAGACACACACAACCAGAAAAGAGCAAAAUUGUUAAAUAUGCACAGGCUGACAGUUAUUAGUAGCGGUUUUUAGUCAGCUUCUGGGGAAAGAUUUUGAGCUAUGAGGCAUUAUUCUUUAUCCAGUCUGGGGCCCAGACUUAUUCUGUUUACCAGACAGUCACAGAAACUGUAUGUAUGAUCGAUAGUCUUCAUCCUAUAUGACAAAUUACAGUCUGUCAAGACACAAGCAAAGGAUGGAAACAUCUCUCGGUGGAUUGCGAGGUUUGUAAUUUCCUUGACAACUGCAAUUUUAGUCUGCUUCUAUAUCCCUCCCUCCUUUGUUAUUUUGGGGCUCAUCUUGCAGCUAGCCAGUAAAAUGAAGGCAGUUAAUUCUCCGAGGGUCUGCAUUCCUGUAGGUAUGCUUUCUGCUUGUUUUAUUCCUUCUUCUUAAUAAUACAGAACACUCUUCAGUCAGAAAAGAUGGAGAUAUGGGCCAGCAGAAGCUCAAGUCUGUUGUUGUAGCAUGUUUCUUAAGAAGACGUUGCUGCUUACGAAGUUGCAGCUGCUAUGCAGUGUUCAUUAUUCCACAUGGUGGCCACCAGCUUGUGUAUAGCAUCUCGGCCUCAGGUUGGCAGUGUUGAGUGGUUGUAGCAAUAAUAACUGUCUCACCUAUGUGCUGUGCCACUUCACACAAGAAACUGGUCCUGUGGCAAUGACUGCCUCAUUGAGUCAGUGGUGCCAUUAGGUGAUUUUAGACUCAAGACAUAACAGUUUUACAAGGGCUCCCCUCUUUAGAUGGCGCUGUGUCUCUCUUAAUUUUCAAAUAUGGUAAGACAACAACACUGCUGUGUUUAGGGGCCUCCUGCACAUUCUGGGCUUCUUCCCUAAAACCCUAUCUUCCUAGUACCAGUAUGUGGAGUGACUUCAAGCAACCUCCAUAUGGUGAAUUUCCCCAUGAAUUGCCUCCUACCACUGGUGGAGGAAGAGGGGUGCGGGGGGAGC
Molecule: messenger RNA, 4410 nt
Organism: Zootoca vivipara (common lizard)
Lineage: Eukaryota; Metazoa; Chordata; Lepidosauria; Squamata; Lacertidae
Source: RefSeq, a predicted model, not a curated record